This is a messenger RNA of Juglans regia (Persian walnut), 2123 nucleotides long. RefSeq names its product stress response protein NST1-like. The transcript is spliced from 2 exons. NCBI's taxonomy places the organism in Eukaryota, Viridiplantae, Streptophyta, Magnoliopsida, Fagales, Juglandaceae. The record is from RefSeq and is a predicted model, not a curated record. The coding region runs from base 148 to 1377 and encodes 409 amino acids.
GGCACUGAUUAAACUUGACCGAGCCUCCGACAUAUGGCAAGUACCAAGUGAGCACCAUAACCCCAAUCUUUCCAUUUCCUUCUUCGUCACUGAUUCGUACACCGCUCUUUUUCCGUAUCUCCCAAAACUGUGAACUCCAUUCUACACAUGAAGCGAAAGAAAUGGUCGGAGAUGGAAGAACAAACCCUCCUGACCAAGUACUCGGAGCUUCGAAACUCGGGAGCCUUGGCCAAGCUCAAGACGCGAGAGAAGAAAUUCAAGCCCGUGGCGGACCACGUUAAUACGGUACACCAUCUCCAGGACUCAACAAGUUUUCCCUUCAAGUGGACCUGGCGGGACGUGUCCAUCAAGGUCCAGAACAUGCGCCACCAGUACUUGGGUGUGAAGCAGAAGAUCCAGGUCUCGAAGGACGACUUCAACUGGAAAGAUGGGGAAAAUCACUGGGUAAAUUUCUUGAAGUACAAGGAGGUGUUUGGGGAUGUGGAGCUUGAUGCCAAGGGCAAGAGGCUGUGUGAGAAUAUGGAUGUUUUUGGGGAUUGUGGGGAUUUGGGGUUCGGGAUUGAUUGUGAGGAUUUGGAGGAAAAGGAGGAAGACGAUGAUGAAGAAGAAGAAGAAGAAGAAGAGGAAUAUGAUGACUGUGGUGGUGGUGGUGGUGGUGACGGUGAGGAUGGUAAUGGUUGCAGUGGCGAUGGUGAACAAAUUGUGAGGUCUGAUGGCCAAUUUGUGGAUGGAAGGGGUAAUGGGGAAAUGGGUUUUGCUCGGAAGAAAUCGAGGAAGGGUUUCGGAGUAAAUCGGAGAUUGAGAUUGAUGGGAACAAAAGUUUCAGAGUUGAGGGAUGUGGUGGUGAAGAGGGAGGAGAGGAAAAGAGAGAGGCAGUUUCAACUGGAGAAGAGCGAGAUAGAGAGGGAGGAAAACAGGAAAGAAGCGCGUUUGAGGGCGGUGGCGAGGAGAUACGAGACGAAAGAAUGGUUGGAGAAUAGGGAACUGGAGUUGGAAGAGAGGGAGUUGAUAUGGGCAAGGAGGGAAUUUGAGAGAAGGUGGAGGUUGGAAAGAGACUUUGUCGAUGAGCGGCGAAGGAAGCUGAGGAUGGAGCAGGAGAGGGAGGAGGAGGAGAUGGAGUGGAGGGAGAGGAUGGUGGGGUUGCAGAUUGAGCAUGAGAAGCAAAUGAUGCAAAUGCACGCGGAGGCAUGCCAGAACCAAAUGCAGAUUCUCGGGGUGAUGGCUCGGCUUGUAUGUCAGUUUUUUGGGUCUGCGAGUGAUGGGUUGGGUGGUGCGUUGGGAGCCUUGCCGCCUCAAGUCUUGCAGAGUUUGCAGCAUCCAGGAGGAUUGAGUGAUAACGGGAAGCCUGAUGCCAAUUCUCCUUCUGAAUUCCUGUGACUGUAAAAUGCGAGGUAUGAAUCAUCAAUCAUGACUUCCUUGGUGGUGUGGUGUCAGCUCACUGUAUUUUGCUAGUAAAUGCUGUUGACUAUGCCAUAACUAGACAUUAUUUUCUGCUGGCCUCCAAAAAGCCAGUUUGGUUGGGGACCCGUACUGCAUUAAAUCAGCUUCCUGGAGGAUGCUACCGUUGCCACAUAUCCUUGACUGCCUGGCCAGCACCAGUGGAGCUACCGACAAAGAUGCCUCUAUGAAUGUGAAUUUGGCCAAAAUGAGAGGUAAAAUGAAUUUAGAACUUUGGAGGAAAACUUAUGCUUGAUUUUCUGUUUCUUUUUUUAUUAUGGACGUAUGGUUUUAUGUAAUGUAUGGCAGUGCAUCAAAGUGUAAAAAGCAUUAAGAGAUUUAUAUCGUAAUAUAAAAUUGAAAAGGAUUUCCAAGUGUCUUGGCACCAUAUAGCUUGUCCAAAGCAUUAUUGGAUUGAGUUUACCAGAAAGAUGGACCCGCGCUAGUUGUCAUUUUGGUCUUGCAGAUUUUACCUUUUGAAAUUAGUUUAUGGAAAUAUCAGUGAAACAGAGGUUGCUCAGAGUUCCUUGAUUCAAAAGCAUGCUAGCGAUUGAACAAUAAAAGUGAGGCGAAUCUGGUUAUUCUUGCAAUGACACUCCCCCUUUGUUAUAUACGUCCUGGUUUUGUGAACACUGCAAUCUAUAUUUUGAAAUCAGUUCUUUAGAUCCCCUUUCAUAAUUCAAAUG